Crotalus tigris (Tiger rattlesnake) is the source of this 4013-nucleotide messenger RNA. RefSeq names its product olfactory receptor 2AP1-like. Gene Ontology annotation, molecular function: olfactory receptor activity; G protein-coupled receptor activity. Lineage: Eukaryota; Metazoa; Chordata; Lepidosauria; Squamata; Viperidae. Bases 2386 to 3330 code for a protein of 314 amino acids. Gene Ontology annotation, cellular component: membrane. The transcript has 3 exons. Gene Ontology annotation, biological process: G protein-coupled receptor signaling pathway. The record is from RefSeq and is a predicted model, not a curated record.
UCUGAUUGUCAUGAGAAUACAGUGCACACUUUAGAAGGAUGUAUGAAUUGGACUCAACUCUAUGUUUGAGCAAAUAUACUCGAUCUUCAUAUAGGAGUUUGGAAUAUCGAUCAACACCUUAGUAGGAAAUACAUUAUAUGAUAUAGGGAGAAGAUUAUUCUAUGUGGGACGUACAGAAUUUUAUAAAAGUAAUUGAAGAGCAUCCAAGGGGAGAGAGCAUUUCAUCUGUUAAGGGAGAUGGGAAAGUUUAGCUGUGCCUACUUAAAUGUCUAACUUUCAUAUACUUUGCUUAAGUUUUACAAAGAUCUUCUUUUCUAUGCUCAAAGCAGGGUCGAUGUGGAGAAAAUAGGAGGAGAAAAGAGUAUGAGCUAAGAAAUGUUACAGAAAUGUUGAAGAAAGAACCUUGAUCAUGAAAAUUCUAUUUCCUGAAAUCUGAAAAUGCAAGGUAAUGUAGAAUUAUAACAUGAACUUUCUGGAUAUUUCAUUUGAAAAAAAUCAGCAGCACUGCCUAGAUUUUUUAUUUCAAAUAUAAAUUCUAAGAAUUUCGGUUCUUUGUCUAAGAAGACACAUGAUAGAGCUAUUACUUUUGAAGAGGUAAGCACAUUUUAGUUCUCUCUAUUCAUCUGCAAACAAGGAAACCUAAAAACUAAUGUGAGUUUAAAUUUUUUUAUAGUCUUGAAAUUUAUAUCCCACACAUGGUAGCAGUUAAGCGGUAUGAUAGGCUUUAUGAUAGAGACAUAAAGUAGCCAGCUACUUUCUGUCUACUCAAAUGUUAUUGGGGUGGUAAAACUAACCUUCACUUUGAAGCUCAUUUACUUUUGCAUUUUUUUUUUCACCAUGGCCAGCCUCAGAUUUCCGUGUUGUUCUAUCUUUUGCUAAUAGAAUAAUAUAUUUCUGCAUGGGUCUUGUGAACACAUGUGAGAGAUCACCUCUGUGUCAACAUCUGAAUACAGGAAUUAGGCUGACAAUUCCAACCUUCUAAACAUAUUUGGGCCAGGUAUUUCUUUUGCAUCCCAAAUGACUAGAACAAGUUCAAACUAUUCCACAUUACAAUGAGUUUUGAGGCAUAUUGUGUCUGUGCCUUCUGCUUUUGGUAUUUCAGCAUUAUAUUGCCUGCCAACUACCAUUCUGAUGCACCCAGAUUCUGUCAUGACUGAAGGUACAGAUAACCUUACCAGUCUGACAAUUCCCUUGAAAAAUCAGGGUCAGAGACAGCAAAGACAUAGAACACAAUGGGGGGAAAACCAGUUUGUCAAGUCCUGCCUUGUGGCUAAACGUAGACACAAUACCUGUCCAACCUACUACUCUCCUUCCAAAGUCACUGUUCAUGUGAUCCUUUGUGGUGAGGAGCUGGCCAAGAAAUUAUUCCAACCCUCCUGACAAGCAAAAAUGAAUAGGAAAGACAAAAGUAAAAUUUGUGGCACCUCAGAAAAACAUGGGGAAAAGUUUAUUUUUUUUAAUACCCUGGAUUUUAAAUGCUCCUACAAUUUGCAUUUUUAAACUGAAGUAGAACAUCACAUUGGCUCAGCCAAAUUUUGGUUACAUAAGGUUUUUUUUUGUGUUGUUGUUGUUGUUUUUCUUAGCCUUCCAUUUUCAAUUGUGAGCAAGUAUUGGGAAAUAUUACAAACAGUUUAUUGUGGUUAAAAUCUUUGAAGUCAUGUGACUAAAAUUUGUCAAAGGUAAUAUCCUUGAAAUAUUCAAUCAUUCAUAUAAUCCACAUGCUUUAGCUCUAAAAUUAUAUUUUAGAAAUUCGCAAUUGGCAUUUCUUGAAAGCAGGAAUAUAGGAACAAUUCUUAAUCGUAUUCAAACAAUUCAAAUAUGAUCCUCUCUAAUAUUUCAAACAGCAAGAAAUCCCAUUUUAAUUUCAUCUAUUUUUAAUACAUAGAACUUUCAUUAAAGUUUGCAAACAUGUUAUUUUUAAAUGAAAUUUUAUUUUUUAAUUGUACCCAAGUAUAGUUUAAAAGUAUGAUAGAUACAGUAGAUGCAACUAUCCCAAAUAUGUGUUCUUUUCUAGAUUUAAUUUUUCUGGGGAUACAUAUCAUGUGUAAAGAAUGAUAGCUACAAGUGCUCAUUUUGGCAUGAUUUUUUUUGUUAAUUUCUACUAAAAUUGAUAUCUUCCUCCAGACACACAUGCUAGGAGAGCACUGAACAUUAUUGGAAUAUUAAUAUAUAACAUUUUCUAUUAUGAUGUGGUUAGUAUGUUAAGAAAUGCAACAUAUUUCUGUUCUUUCUUUCGUCUAGGUAUGCCAACCAGCAGUUCUCUGAAUGUAUGUCAACAUUUGCCUUAAUUAUCAGAGGGAAGAAAAAAAGGGGGUGGGAAAUAAGACUACUAACGUUCUUCAGAUUUUUUUUCAGAACCACCUUGAUAAUCAUUAAUAGGAAAGAAUGGAAAUCAAUCAAUCAAGUGUAACAACAUUCAUUCUUUUGGGAUUCAGCAAUAUUCCCCAAAUGGGAAUACUCCUCUUUACACUGUUUUUUAUUAUAUACAGUUUGUCUAUUGUGGGGAACCUACUUAUUGUUCUACUUGUUGUAUUUGACUAUCAUCUUCAUACCCCCAUGUACUUCUUCCUUGUUAAUUUGUCUUGUUUGGAGACAUGUUAUAUUUCAACCAUCCUGCCCAGAAUGCUGGCUAGUUUUGUAACUGGGGAUAAAUCUAUAUCUAUCUAUGGAUGUAUGACACAAUACUACUUCUUUGGAUUUUUAGCAUCCACUGAAUGUUAUCUUCUGGCAAUGAUGUCUUAUGAUCGAUAUUUAGCAAUCUGUAAACCUCUGCAUUAUGCAUCCCACAUGAAUGGCAAACUCUGUCUCCAGUUAGCCCUCAUAUCUUGGAUAAGUGGUUUGUUGACCAACACUAUCGUAACUGUUUUUCUGUUACAAUUAACUUUUUGUGGACCCUGUGAAAUUGACCAUUUCUUUUGUGAUGUGUAUCCAGUGGCAAAUCUUUCCUGUAGCAAUACACACCUAGUGAAACUUGCUACAUUUAUUAUAGGAUUCAUGGGUAUAGGGACCACAUUUCUUUUAACAAUGACCUCCUACAUCUAUAUACUUUAUACUGUGCUGCAAAUGAAAUCUAAAAAAGCACAACAAAAGGCCUUUUCUACCUGUUCUUCUCAUCUCACGGUAGUUUCAUUUUUCUUUAUUUCACUAUUGCUUGUCUAUGCUGUCCCUGGAACAGAAAGACUGAAGGAGCUACAUAAGAUCUUUUCUCUGUUUUACACUGUCCUGACUCCAGUGCUCAACCCCAUCAUCUACAGUUUGAGAAACAGAGAAGUGAAGGAAGCCCUCUUUAAAACUGUUAGAAAAUAUAACCAAAGAGGUAAAAUACAUUGAAAAUGGGGUUUUGUUGCUAUAAAGAGCUAAUUUGCUCAAGGGAUCCUUACUUGAUAUAUGUCAGAUCCUUUACCUUAUUUUACCUUAAAUUUUAUUCUAGUAUCUAAAAUAAUAGGUCAGACCAAUUAUGGCGAACCUUUUAGAGACUGAGUACCCAAACUGCAACCCAAAUCCCACUUAUUUAUCAUUGGGUUAUGGCCCAGUAGGUGGGUGUGACCACUGGGUAGGCGUGGCUGCAGUGGUCAUGGCAGACUGGGUGGGUAUGGCUGGGGUGGGCAUGGCCACCUCGAUGUUGUUCGUGGGGAGAGAUGCCUCUGGGGGCUAGGCAGGGUUGGGGCAAAUCCAGGGGGUCUCUGAUGGGUGGGAUGGUGGGCAGGAGGCUCAUCCUGCAGGGUGAGUUGAGACCAGACAAUGGGCAGGGCAGGGGUGCCAUUUCCUUAGGGCAAGGCAAGGCAAGGCAGGGACCAGUAUGGCAGCUGCCUGACACCAUUGGCCCCUGCACACAGUGAGUGCACGGGGCCAACUGUAUCUAUCAGCAGCCAUAGCCUGCCAACCUCUCGACUGGCACACUCUGAGGCUCUGCAGCCUGCUGCGAAUACCAGUCCAGCCCUCCAGUAGCAGGUGGAGUAGGAGAGGGGAGGAUCUGGUAUACUGAUUCCUUACCUCUGCCGCGGAAUCAGGCU